Nymphaea colorata (pocket water lily) is the source of this 1621-nucleotide messenger RNA. RefSeq lists its product as uncharacterized. The record is from RefSeq and is a predicted model, not a curated record. The coding region runs from base 239 to 1183 and encodes 314 amino acids. NCBI's taxonomy places the organism in Eukaryota, Viridiplantae, Streptophyta, Magnoliopsida, Nymphaeales, Nymphaeaceae. The transcript has a single exon.
CACAAGCAGAGUGUCAAAGUUUUAACAAUAGCAGUUGGUGGUUGUUUUCCUACUCAUCGUCCAACCACGCCACCCGAAGUCACCAAACACGAAAGGACUGUUUUCGUUCAAGAGGCAUAAAAUCUCCAAACUCUCCCCCCUUCUUCCAUCACCAUCUCCCUUUUUCUCUUUCUCUUUAUCUGGGGACUCUGCCGAUCAUCUUUGCCGAGGAAACGGGGGAUAGUUUUGAUUGGUAUCUAUGGAAACCACUACCAUCGUCAGAAGAUCAGUUCACCUGUUCCUGCAGCACUACCAGUUUUUCACCACAGUAGCUGCCUUCCUCUUCUUCCCUGCUUCAGCCUCAAUCCUCCUUUCGGUCUCCUCCCCUUCAUGGGACUUGAUUUCCAACCUUAGACCCCGAAUUGAAAGCCUUCUCGAGGCCGGCGGCUUCCCCGAUUCCAGAUUGACUUCCCUUCUUCAUCUUAAACUCUCUCAGACGGUUGCUUCCUUUCUCACUUCCUUCCCCUUCACCGUGUCCUUCCUCCUGCUGGCGAAGGCCUGUGUCAUCUCCCACGCUCUGCGAACUGGAAAGGCAUCCUCUUCUGGGCUAUUCUGUUCCCUCCCAUCCAUUUGGAAGAAGCUCUUGAUCACAUAUCUCACUUCUGUCGUGUUCAUCUUUGCAGCAAAUGCAACAGCCUUUUCUUUCCUCUUCCUUGUCUUCAAUGUCUUCGACGUUCUCGAUGUAUCAUCUCCUGUAAAUCCAACAUUUCUGUCCUGCGUAGGCUCAACCUUCUACUCGGUUCUCCUUGCAAACACCAUAAUCAUCUGCAAUCUGGCGACAAUUGUUUCGGGAAUGGAGGAGUGCAGCGGGAUUGUGGCCAUUCUGAGAGCGUGCAUACUUAUCAAGAACAGAGCGGCAACUGCACUAUCCCUAGCGUUGCCUGUAAAUCUUUGCCUGGCUGCCAUAGAGAGCCUCUUCCAAUACAGAGUGGUGAGGAUGCUCGAGGUCUCCCAUGAAUUGCCUCUGUCAGUGGUGUGGGAGGUCCCAUUGCUCAUUCACAUGUACUCAACUGUUAUUCUUCUGGACACAAUCGCGGGUUGCAUCUUUUACAAUUGCAGCAAAUCUCUGUAUCUAUCUGAAAGCAAAUAUAUGGAAGAGGAAGAUGCCACCACAGAGCUGUUUCUACCCACUUCUGUUCCUUGAAUCGAGCAGUCGAAUGAGGUCAACAAACUCUGUCCACAUGUCAGUAGCUCCAAGUCAUUCUGACUCAAGAAUGAGGCUGAUGAUAGAAGUGAGUUGGAUACCAUUCAUGGCUUAUCGGACAUCAAGUUGUCAAAUUCUUCCCUUGCAGAUGCAAAUACUAAAGGCUUGUUGACUGAUUACAAAGCCUGGAAGGAGAGUUGUGAUACACAGAGGAACUAUUUUUGUUUCUUUUUUUUUUCCUUCUUCUUGGGAGAAUAAAAGGGUUGAACCUAUAUACCCCAGCUAAACGCUGGUUCAGCGUGGCUCUUUUACCACUCGUGAUGUAUGCCCUCCUCCUGUACCCUUUCAUCUUAGGUAGAGAAACGAAUUCGCAACUAAAAGAAUACCAUGUACAGCUAAUAGUAUUAUAAUGCCAAAACACGGUCCAUUUGAAACUGU